AUGCCUAUCGAGAUUCGGACUGCGCUUGAACGUGAUCUCAAGCGAUGCGCAGAAAUUGGACACGUAGCCUUUGGGAAAUGUGCAUUCAAUAAAAUCAUGUUUCCUGGUUAUGAACCGAAGGAUGGAUUCUUGGGGCUUCGUACAACCGACCUCGUCAGGCAACUUCGAGAUGAUCCGACCGUUCGAAUGUUUGUAGCAAUAGACACGGAACGAAGGAGUGGCUGCGAAAUUGUUGGGUUUGCCAAAUGGCACGUCUACCAAAACGGUAUGCCGUCAAGCAAAACGAAGCUGCAUUCCUGGGGAAGUAGCUGUAAUGUGGAGGCCUGUAAUUUGGUAUUUGGCGGCGUGGGGGAAAUGCGAGACCGUUUGAUACAAGGCAGGCCUUGCAUCUAUCUUCAUAUUCUAGUGACAGAACCCCAGUAUCAACAUCGUGGCGUGGGGCAAAAUCUUCUCGCGUUUGGUAUUCAGGAGUCUCUUCGACUAGAACUUCCGGCUUACCUCGAGGCAACGGAGGCUGGCCAUUCUCUCUACCAAAAAGCCGGUUUCGACGACGUCGAAGUACAUCGGGCUGACUUGACCAAGUUUGGGGGGCAUCGUCCUUGCAUGACAUGGGGAAUGAUUCGAGAGCCAUACUCCUGGUUUCCAUAA
Messenger RNA from Colletotrichum orchidophilum, 648 nucleotides. Its product is annotated as acetyltransferase. The coding region runs from base 1 to 648 and encodes 215 amino acids. The transcript is spliced from 2 exons. The record is from RefSeq and is a predicted model, not a curated record. Lineage: Eukaryota; Fungi; Ascomycota; Sordariomycetes; Glomerellales; Glomerellaceae. Gene Ontology annotation, molecular function: acyltransferase activity, transferring groups other than amino-acyl groups.